AUGGCAACAAGCAGCUUCACAGACCACCAACCGUGGUAUCAACGCAUCCAAUGGUUUAAUCUUUCCAUGUUGGUUCUCAUCCCUCUUUGGGCUUUUAUCCAGUCACUUUGGGUGCCUUUGACCUUGAAAACCCUGGUCCUGUCAGUCGUAUACUACUUGUUUUCGCUGGGCUCUAUAACAGCCGGAUACCACCGCCUAUGGGCCCACAGAUCCUACACAGCAUCAACGCCCCUCAAAUGGCUUCUCGCCGCGUUCGGCGCCGGAAGUCUCCAGGGCUCAAUCCGGUUCUGGGUGCGCGAGCAUCGCCUCCACCACCGAUACACAGACACCGACCUUGACCCAUACAGCGUGAACAAGGGUCUCCUCCACGCACAUAUCCUAUGGGUUCUCCUCCGUCAGCCUCGGAAUGAAAGAAAACAGCGAGCCCGCAUCAACCUCUCCGAUAUCGACCACGACCCUGUCGUAGUCUGGCAGCAUAAGUAUUACUUCUUAGCUGCCUUCGGCAUGGGCUGGCUGCUCCCCUGUCUGGUAGCCGGACUGGGGUGGAACGAUUGGACGGGUGGGUUUCUUUACGCGGGCGUUCUCCGAGCGUUCUUUGUCAAUCAGGCAACCUUCUGUGUGAACUCUCUUGCGCAUUAUCUAGGCCAUCAGCCGUAUGAUGAUCGGCAUACGCCGCGCGAUCAUCUGCUCACGGCGCUUAUUACCCUCGGCGAGGGGUUUCAUAACUUUCAUCAUGAGUUUCCCUCGGACUAUCGGAAUGGCAUUGAGUGGCACCAGGUCGAUGUGACGAAGUGCUUUGUCGGGCUGGCGGGUGACUUGAAGAGGUUUCGGCAUAAUGAGAUCGCCAAGGCGCGCCUGCAGCAAAGGUUUAAGCGGCUUAAUGAGGAAAAACGACGACUAGACUGGGGCACGCCCCUGGAGGAGCUUCCUGUUAUUGAUUGGACGGAGUAUCAGCGGAGGGUGGGGAUGGGACAAGUGCUUGUCGUUGUUGAAGGCGUCGUGCAUGAUCUUGGGGCAUUCCUAGCUGAGCAUCCCGGGGGUGAGGCUACUGUUAAGGGUAUGUUGGGGAAGGAUGCUACGGCGCUGUUCAAUGGCGGCGUCUAUGACCAUUCUCGUGCGGCUAGGAACCUUCUGGCUACUAUGCGGGUUGCGGUAUUGAGGGGAGGUGGGGAGGUGGAGUGUUGGAAGUAG
Molecule: messenger RNA, 1191 nt
Organism: Aspergillus oryzae RIB40
Lineage: Eukaryota; Fungi; Ascomycota; Eurotiomycetes; Eurotiales; Aspergillaceae
Product: acyl-CoA desaturase
Exons: 3
Coding region: 1-1191 (396 amino acids)
Biological process (GO): unsaturated fatty acid biosynthetic process
Cellular component (GO): endoplasmic reticulum membrane
Molecular function (GO): stearoyl-CoA 9-desaturase activity; iron ion binding; heme binding
Source: RefSeq, a predicted model, not a curated record